Iphiclides podalirius (scarce swallowtail) is the source of this 2451-nucleotide messenger RNA. The record is from the annotation of a GenBank genome assembly. NCBI's taxonomy places the organism in Eukaryota, Metazoa, Arthropoda, Insecta, Lepidoptera, Papilionidae.
AUGGCACGUGAUAGAAGUCCGGAGCGCCGUCGAUCACGCUCAAGAGAUAGACGUGACAGAGAUCGCCACGAUGAUCGAGAAUCUCAUCGGGAUAAAGCUAAACGCCGUGACCGGUCCAGGAGUCCACGAAAAGAACGAGACAGAUCACGAAGCCCUCCAAGAAAGGAUAGAGAUCGUUCAAGAAGCCCCCGUAAAGAUAAAGAUCACUCUAAAAGUCCAUCGCGAAAAGAUCGCGGUCGAUCCAGAAGCCCAAAGAAACGCGACGCAAAAGAGAAACUUGAAAAGGAAAAACGUAGUGAUGAUAAAGAUAAGUAUAAAAGUAAAAAGGAAGAUGACAAAAAAGAAAGUGAUGAAAAGCAAGAAGAAAAAGAAGAAGAACAAAAACCUAUAAAGAAGGAGCCUUUGUCGUUGGAAGAACUUCUUGCAAAAAAAAAAGCAGAGGAAGAAGCGAGAAGUAAACCCGUAUUCUUAACGAAAGAGCAGAGAGCUGCUUUGGCUCUAGAGCGAAGACGUGAACAAGUGGAAGCCAUGAAAGCUAAUGCUAUUGAGAGGCCUGCCAUAGCUACUAUCGAUUUAACAGGAUCAUCUAAGAGAGACGACGAUAGGAGAUACAGAGAAGAAAGAGAAAAGGAGCGUGAAAGGGAAAGGGAACGCAAAUAUGAAGAGAGAAAGAAUGCUUCGGAUAGAAGAGAUGAUAAGAAGGAGAAAAAUGAAGAAUUAAAAAAUAAAGACAAAGAAAGAGAAGAAGAAGCCAUUAAAGCUCGCUAUCUAGGAAUUAUUAAGAAAAAACGCAGAGUAAGAAGGUUAAAUGACAGAAAAUUUGUUUUUGACUGGGAUGCAUCUGAAGAUACAUCCAAUGAUUAUAAUGCAUUAUAUAAAGAAAGACAUCAAGUGCAAUUCUUUGGUCGUGGGCAUAUUGCUGGUAUAGACAUUAAAGCACAGAAGAAAGACCAUAGCAAAUUUUAUGGGAACCUAUUAGAAAAGCGUAGAACUGAAUUAGAGAAGGAACAGGAAAAGAUGAGGUUGAAGAAAGUUAAGAAGAAAGAAGACAAACAGAAAUGGGAUGACAGGCACUGGUCUGAAAAGGACCAUGAAGAAAUGACUGAGAGAGACUGGCGUAUUUUCAGAGAAGAUUAUAACAUAACCAUUAAAGGUGGGAAAAUACCUAAUCCAAUAAGAUCCUGGAAGGAAGCUGGCUUCCAUCAGGACAUAAUGGAAAUAAUAAACAAAGUAGGCUAUAAAAGUCCUACACCGAUUCAAAGACAAGCAAUUCCCAUUGGUUUACAGAAUCGUGACAUUAUAGGCGUAGCUGAAACUGGGUCAGGAAAAACUCUUGCUUUCCUCAUUCCAUUACUGACUUGGAUACAAUCAUUGCCAAAGAAUGAGCGCUUAGAGGAUGCAGAUCAAGGCCCUUAUGCUAUUAUACUGGCACCAACCCGUGAAUUGGCACAACAGAUUGAAGAAGAGACAAAUAAAUUUGGUAUACCUCUAGGCAUUACGUCCGUGGUUGUGGUUGGUGGUUUAUCCAGGGAGGAACAAGGAUUUAAACUUAGAUUGGGUUGUGAAAUAGUUAUCGCCACACCGGGUCGUUUAAUAGACGUUUUAGAAAACAGGUACUUGGUGUUAAACCGUUGUACUUAUGUUGUCCUUGACGAAGCCGAUCGUAUGAUUGACAUGGGUUUUGAACCGGAUGUACAAAAGAUCUUGGAAUAUAUGCCUGUAUCUAAUAUAAAGCCUGAUACAGACGCUGCUGAAGAUGCAGCAGUGCUGCUUGCAAAUUACAAUACUAAGAAAAAGUACAGACAAACUGUCAUGUUUACAGCAACCAUGCCUCCAGCAGUAGAACGUUUAGCAAGAAGUUACCUGAGAAGACCGGCAAUAGUUUAUAUUGGUUCAGUAGGCAAACCAGUUGAUAGAACUGAACAAGUUGUGUACAUGAUUGGCGAGAGCGAGAAACGUAGAAAACUGACAGAGAUACUGCAGCGUGGGGUUGAACCUCCUAUCAUUAUAUUCGUCAACCAGAAGAAAGGGGCAGAUGUGCUGGCAAAAGGUCUGGAGAAGCUUGGCUUUAAUGCAUGCACUCUUCACGGUGGCAAGGGACAGGAGCAGCGUGAUUUUGCAUUGGCCAGCCUCAAGAAUGGUUCCAAGGACAUUUUGGUGGCUACCGAUGUCGCCGGUCGUGGUAUUGAUAUUAAGGAUGUCAGUAUCGUUAUUAACUACGACAUGGCAAAGUCUAUCGAAGACUAUACACAUCGUAUCGGUCGUACAGGUCGAGCAGGAAAAACUGGUAAAGCAAUCUCUUUUGUCACUAAGGAAGACUCAGCUGUGUUCUAUGAUCUUAAACAGGUACUGCUCAGUAGUUCUGUUUCCACAUGUCCUCCCGAACUUAUGAAUCAUCCAGAGGCUCAACACAAACCAGGAACUGUUGUCACGAAGAACGAAGAGAAGAAA